AAGACGUGAGGGGGAGGGGGGUGUUUGAGGGGGAGACCCAGCUCUCUAAAUACAACCACUAAAAAACAUAUCCAAUCAAUAAAACGAAGUGAAUUCAGUAAAGAUCGUCCGUCGCCUGGCCAUGGUGUGCUGAGCUGUGCUGACACUCUGUGUGAAACGUGAAUUCGGGCGCACACCUGCAGCGCUGUGUGAAACCUUGUCAGCAGCAAACUAGAAACUUCAGAUAAGUUUCAACUUCCAAGCUGCAAAAGGAUGGACAGUUUCUCUCCGAGUGGGAAUGGGGUGCGCAGCUAGGCUGAAGAUGGAGUGAGGAAAGAAGCUGGAGCCGAAGUCAACACUAAGUCAUGGCAGCCCUGCUGCCCCUGUCUCCUGGGGACACCCCCCUCCUCAGUGCCCCCCCACUGGGCUCACAGGUCCACGCCGCCGCUGUCAAUGGAGACCGAAGCGCCCUCCACAGGCUCAUCACAGCGGAUCCGUCUCUGCGGGACAGGGAGGACCAGUUUGGGCGCACCCCCCUGAUGUACUGCGUGCUGGCCGACCGGCUGGACUGCGCCGAGACGCUGCUGAAAGCCGGGGCCCACGUCAACAAGGCCGACCGCAGCCAGAGAACAGCCCUCCACCUGGCGGCGCAGAAGGGCAGUGUGCGGUUCAUGAAGCUGCUCCUGGCUCGCAGGGCGGACUGGCUGCAGAAGGACCUGGAGGAGAUGACCCCUCUGCACCUGAGCACCCGACACCGCAGCCCCAAGUGCCUGGCCCUGCUGCUGAAAUACAUGGCUCCUGGGGAGGUGGACACCCAGGACAAGAACAAGCAGACAGCCCUGCACUGGAGCGCCUACUACAACCACCCCGAGCACGUCAAGCUGCUCAUCAAGCACGACUCCAACAUCGGCAUCCCUGACGUCGAGGGCAAGAUCCCCCUGCACUGGGCCGCCCACAACAAGGACCCCAGCGCCACGCACACUGUGCGCUGCAUCCUGGAGGCUGCCCCCACAGAGUCCCUCCUGAACUGGCAGGACUACGAGGGCCGCACACCGCUGCACUUCGCGGUUGCCGAUGGCAACGAGGCGGUGGUGGCCGUGCUGACAUCGUACGAGGGCUGCAGCGUCACCGCCUACGACAAUCUGUUCAGGACCCCCCUGCACUGGGCUGCUCUCCUGGGUCAUGCCCGCAUCGUGCACCUGCUCCUGGAGAGGAACAAGUCUGGCACCAUCCUCUCAGACAGCCAGGGAGCCACCCCGCUACACUACAGCGCCCAGAGCAACUUCGCGGACACAGUGGCAGUGUUCCUGCAACACCCCUCUGUAAAGGACGACGUAGAUCUGGAGGGCCGUACAGCCUUCAUGUGGGCUGCUGGGAAGGGUAGCGAUGAUGUAAUCAGGACCAUGCUGGACCUCAAAGCUGACAUUGACAUCAACAUGACUGACAAAUAUGGAGGCACUGCGCUGCACGCGGCGGCUCUCUCGGGCCACGUGAGCACGGCCCGGCUGCUGCUGGAGCGCGGGGCCCUGGUGGACGCCCUGGACGUGAUGAAGCACACGCCCCUGUUCCGCGCCUGCGAGAUGGGCCACCGCGACGUCAUCCUCACCCUCAUCCAAGGGGGCGCUCGUGUGGAUUUGGUAGACCUGGACGGCCACACGGCUCUGCACUGGGCAGCCCUUGGCGGGAACGCGGAGGUGUGUCAGAUCCUGAUGGAAAAUGGCAUCAGCCCCAACGUCCAGGACCUGGCCGGCCGCACCCCGCUGCAGUGCGCCGCCUACGGGGGUUACAUCAACUGCAUGGCCGUGCUGAUGGAGAACAGGGCCGAUCCCAACAUACAGGACAAAGAGGGGAGGAUGGCGCUGCACUGGUCCUGUAAUAACGGAUACCUGGAUGCCGUGAAGUUGCUGCUGGGAUGCGGUGCCUUCCCUAACCACAUGGAGCACAACGAGGAGAGGUACACCCCUCUGGACUACGCCCUGCUGGGCGAGCACCAGGAGGUGACGCAGUUCAUGCUGGAGCACGGCGCCCUGUCCAUCGCCGCCAUCCAGGACAUCGCUGCUGCCUCCAUCCAGGCCGUCUACAAGGGCUACAAGGUGCGGCAGGCCUUCCGCGAGCGCAAGAACCUGCUGAUGAGGCACGAGCAGCUGCGCAAGGACGCGGCCAAGAAGCGGGAGGAGGAGCAGAGACGCCGGGAGGCGGAGCAGCAAGGUCUGGAGGCGGGGAAACCAAGCCAGGGGGCUUGGCAGCAGGGUCAAGAGGAGGAGCGGCAGGGUCCGGUGGACAGAUUGGAACCGAAACUCAGGUCCCUGUCGGUUUCGGACAGUGGCAGCAGGGCUCCUGGGGUCCACGCCACCCCGAAACCUUUUGGGGCAGAGCACAGUCACAACACAAAGGGCAAAGUUGGGGAGCCCUGUCGAAACAGAGAACGCAGGAGCAGAUCUGCCAAGAGCGAGCAGAGGGGGAGGACUGCUGACGUUCGAGCUGUGCCUGUCCUGCCCCCCAAACCUGCGGCCCUAGCCCCCCCCGAGAAGGACACUCCCCUCUCCCCUGGCCCCUCGAAGAAGUCUCCUGCUUCCUGUAGGAAGGGAUCUGUGGACAGGGGUGAAGAGGAGGCCCACUCAAGACCAGCGCGCCAGACAGGAACCCCCCCAAAAACUACCAAGGGUGCUUCUAAACCAGAAGGGAAGAGUCUAAACAGCGAGCGUCACUCCCCGGCAGGCUCCAGCAGGCCAGGUAGUGCCAAACCUGGCACCCACACGGCGGUGCCAACCCCCAAACUGGCCGCCCCCGUCACCCACACCCCCACCCAGAACACACAGCUACCUCCACUGGCACCCCGCCACCCCCGGAGCCAGAGCCACCCUCCUCCCUGCUCGGCCCCCCGGCCCGACCGGCCCCUCCCUGCCCCGCUCCCGAAAGCCCCCGCGGGACCCUGGACCAGCGGCAGCGUGGAGCUGGUACCCCUGGAGCUGCGGCUGCAGGUGGUGGAGAGGGAGAGGAGCCGCAAGGACCUGUUCAGGAGAAAGAACCGGGCGGCCAGCACCAUCCAGGAAGCCUGGAGGAGAUUCCACGUGCGGACUCAGCUGAGGGCAGCGAUGCGUGGUGGCCCGAUGGGAGCAGCGCCGGCGGAGGCCGCGGCCUUGCUCAUCCAGCUGCUGUGGGGGAAAUCGCUGUACUCCGGCCCCGCCCACAUGGCGCCUAAGACCACACCCACCACCAGAGCCCUGCCCACCCGGGCCAGCGGGAGGAAGAGCUCCGUACUGCAGAGUAUCUACGGGGGAUCCCAGGCCAGGAGGGAGCGCUUAAGCAGAAGUGCGGUGCUGAGCUCUCGCAGCCACUCCCAGAUCCUGCUCGACCUGUCCCUUAACCCGCCGCCUCGCUUGAGCAGUGUGGGGUGUGUGCACCUGUUGGAGAGCAUGGGCCAGGCCAAGCAGUUCUCCUACCACAUGAGGCCUCACACCGCUGCUCGCAGCAGCAAAACCAGGGAGAAGGAGUGAGACAGAAGGAGAGGCUCGGCUGUCCAUCGUGACUUCAGGGAUACACAGCGCACCAGCGGACUGGCACACACAUGGCCUUCUUCACAGACCAGGCUCUCAGAGCAGUGGACAGGGAAUGAGCCCCAGCAGCAACAAUACUCACACAGCAGGCAGAACUGCCACAAGGACCGUAACCAAAACUAAACUCAAAGGACAUUGGAAUUUCCGAGAAAGUAUAUUCGUCGACCUGAGAUCAGUGGGUAUAGUCUUUCGUUCGUCCAUCCCUGCACAAACUCUAGCCACAUUGGUCAAGCUCAGGAGCACAAAAUACCUUAAUUUGUCCCUUAAGUAUUCUUUGGCUUUAAGGGGGCUUGAGAUGCAGGUUAGUUAUCCUCGGGUAGAGAAAAAUACAUGUAAAAUGCUUAGCACCUAUGUAAAUACAUAAGGUGUUUUUGUGCCAAAAAGCCAUGUGCAUCAUGAGUAAAGAUUUUGGUUUAAACUAGGGCUACCUUUCUCCUUGUGUUAGCAUGAGGAAGACUGAUUGAGAACUUGCACAACUAGACACAAGACUCCAAGUAAAACACAGAUAACGCCGGCCAGCAUUUUGGAGGACCAGCUGUCUGCUCUACGCUGUGCAGAGUCGGCAAGAGGAGCCCAGUAUCCCCCCCCAGAGACGCUUCGCGACACCAUGACGCAGCGCCCAACCUGCGUUAAAAUUCACAUCUUCGCUGCACAAGCGAUAACCUUUCCCGCAGCAGGCGUCUGUCAGCACCAGGUCAUAGCGCAGUCACACCUGCAGGGCCGGGCGGAGCUCAGCAACACAGCUGCUGGUAUUUCCUUUUGAAGAGCUAAGCAUUUUAAGCAGCUGAGGCUUUGAGUCGGCUCAUUCACCACAAAAUAAAUCUGCCGUUGGCUAAUGUAGAUUAAAUUGAAGGUACAGACUCCUGUAAUAUACACAGUGAGAGGAACACUUACGUGCUUCAUAUAUUAUUUUUACUAUCAGUCUAUUGUAUGAUAAAGGUCAAGUUAAUGGUAUUUUAUAUACUUACAGAACAGAGUUAUUAGCUUAUACGAGUUGAACCGUGCCUACAUUUAGUAAAACACCAUGAGCACACUAGGAAAGUGGUCAAAUUGAAAUGCUUGUUCAGCAUUUUUUUCAUGAAGAUAAAUACUGAAAAUUCAAAAGCUG
This is a messenger RNA of Lepisosteus oculatus (spotted gar), 4644 nucleotides long. Lineage: Eukaryota; Metazoa; Chordata; Actinopteri; Semionotiformes; Lepisosteidae. The record is from RefSeq and is a predicted model, not a curated record.